CAUGUAACACUCUGCAUAACCUCUUCUUCUGUUUUUCUCAUUGCUGGAGCGUUGCUAAUUGAGGAAGACUUGGUUUUAACAGAUCCUCAACCUAUCUGACAAAAUGGCAGGCGUGAACAAAUGCCUAAAAUAUUCCAUGUUUGUAUUCAACUUUUUGUUUUGGAUAUGUGGCUGUGUUAUUUUGGGUGUCUCCAUAUGGCUUCGUGUCAGUAAAAAUGCUCAAGAAGAGUUCAAUAUACAAGGAAUGAAUUCAGCCAUUGACCUUAUGAUAGCAGUGGGAUCCAUAAUUAUGGUCCUAGGAUUUUUUGGAUGCUGCGGAGCCGUAAGAGAAAGUCGUUGCCUGCUGCUUCUGUUCUUUAUUGGACUAUUUCUGAUCCUGGCACUUCAAAUUACAGCAGGAGUUUUGGGAGUUGUAUAUAAACCCAAGAUUGAAGCAGAAAUUAACAAAACAAUGCAGGGAUACCUACCAUUAAAUAAUCAGCCAGAAAGCUUCAAGGACAAGUUAUACACUAUUCAACAAGAGAAUAAGUGCUGUGGUCUUGUUUACGGUUAUAAAGACUGGCUUAAUUCCAUCCCUCAGUCUUGUUUGUGUACUCAAGCAAAUGAUGUCAACGAAUGCGUUACAGUUUCUGGGAAACUUGUUUACAAACAGUCAUGUUACACUGUGUUUGUUGACUCCUUAAAGAAUAACAUGGGGAUCAUUAUUGGAAUAGCUUUCGGACUGGCAGUGGUGGAGCUUUUUGGCCUUGGUUUCUCAAUGGCUUUGUACUGCCAGAUCGGGAAAAAAUAAGGAGACUCAGUGCUUCACUAAGAAUUUCCACAAUUCUUUAUCUUUUUUUUUUAUAUCAACAGAGUCACAAAAAAGUCAUAUAUGUGUAUGUGUAUAUAUAUAUAUAUAAAUAUAUACUCACCUUUUAAGUUAACAGCUGCUAAAAACACAGUUCUACUCAUUUCGUAAGGAUGUUAGUUCAUAUAAACUUCCUUGGAUGCCAUAUUAUUACAUAUGUAUGUACUAUAUUUGAGAAAAUCAUGUUUACUUUUCUUAUUCUAAUAAAUGUGAUGCUGUGUUGAAGCACAUCAUAAACAAA
Messenger RNA from Spea bombifrons (plains spadefoot toad), 1088 nucleotides. RefSeq names its product tetraspanin 8 (gene TSPAN8). The coding region runs from base 104 to 790 and encodes 228 amino acids. Gene Ontology annotation, cellular component: membrane. The record is from RefSeq and is a predicted model, not a curated record. Lineage: Eukaryota; Metazoa; Chordata; Amphibia; Anura; Pelobatidae. The transcript has 8 exons.